CGGCGCGGGAUGUGGCGGUGGGAAGCGUAAGGCAGGAGCGGGCACAGAAAGUGGACAUGGACACCGAGAUGGACAUGCAGGAGGAAAUGGGAGGUUCUGAGAAGGGAGGAGAGGCUACUACUCCUACUCGUAAUCCUAUGCGACUCAUACCACCGGCUCAGAAGACUCUCAGAAGGACUCCUCAGAAAUCUCCGCGAAAAUCACCACAGAAGGCUCCACCGCAGAAGUCGCCGGUGAAAGCUCCACAGAGGGGGAAGGACCCGAGAGUACUGAACGAGCUUGAAGAAAUGACCAACAGCGCGAGCGACGAUAAUGCCGACGCUGACGAUGAUGGUGACGGUGACGGUGACGAUGACGAAGAUGACGAGUUUGUGGAGGAAGCAUCAUCUAUCGUCUCGGAACACUCCGAAGAAUCUGGAUCGGAGGGCGAUUGGGGUGAUGGCGGAGACGACGAUGAGGAGAAAGAGAGCAACCAUCUAUGCAUAUGUUAGACAUUGUCAAGACGACGAGGAUCAUGAUCCAGCGUCCGACUUUGAGGAGCCACUUGGAUGUGCUGUUUGUAAGGCAUUCUCACAUCGGAACUGCGACCGGAACGCGACCGACGCUGGCGGGGUGAAAUCUGCUUUUGACGAUGAAUCCUCCACAUGGCGAUGUCCCACCUGCGCAGCGAAUGGUUUGAGACCGGGGUCCCGUCGGCCACACCCGGAAUCGCGAGUCGCACAGCGCAAAAGCCCUCCUAAGGCCAAAGAUUUUAGAAGUCUGCGCAAGCGCAAAGCCAAUGACAUGGAUGAAGACGAUGCGCCAAUCGCCCGACGGCGAAAACGACGAGAUAACCCAAAGCAGGUGAAUGGAGUCGCCGCCGAUGUGGAGGAACAUGAUAAAGGUGAACCCAACGACAUACCGCUCACAAAUGGCGCGCGCAAGAGGCGGAAGUUGGUUGGGCCAAAAGUUUCAUUGAACAGAGGACCACACCAUUUGAUUGUUCAAAUUGAAGGUCUAAAUCCCAGUAAGCUGGAAAAGGCUUGCAAGUUUCCAUUGACGGCAGCUACUGCUCUGAAGCGUCGAUCAGCUCGAAGCUCGACGCCUAUUGCGAAACAAAUUGCAUCAGCAGCAUCGGCGAGCCUGACCGCCUCAACCACUCUCUACCCUAUCAUACCAGACGAUGAUAAAUCGAAACCAUAUGGUGGGAUUCUCACCGAGAAGGAAUCGAUUACUAAGGAGACGCUCCCCGGCACAUCGGAGCGGACCCGGUUCGAUGUAGCUCGAAAGAAGGCCGAAGAUGAGCAGAAAAUGAGGAUCGACUUCAUGGAGACCAUGAAUCCCUACACACAUGGACGACGAGAAAGAGAUCAGGAAGCCAAACGCAUAGGAGAAGCCAGCCUAAUCGAGUGCAUACACUUUGGCGAACACGAGAUAGACACCUGGUAUGCUGCGCCGUAUCCCGCGGAGUAUAGCUUGAAUAAAAUCCUGUGGAUAUGCGAGUUCUGCCUGAAGUACAUGAAUAGUGAAUACGUUUGUUGGAGACACAAGAUGAAAUGUCCCGCCAAGCAUCCACCAGGCGAUGAGAUCUACCGAGAUGGCUCUGUUUCGGUAUUCGAGAUUGACGGACGGAAACAUCCGGUGUACUGCCAGAAUCUGUGUCUCAUGGCGAAGUUGUUUUUGGGCUCGAAAACGCUGUACUAUGAUGUACAUCCGUUUCUGUUCUACGUGAUGACCGAGCGCGACGAAUAUGGAAUGCACCUUGUGGGAUACUUUUCAAAGGAGAAACGAGAAGGCAGCCAGAAUAACGUCUCGUGUAUCAUCACAUUGCCAAUUCACCAGCGCAAGGGCUACGGCAACCUUCUGAUUGACUUUUCGUACCUACUUUCCCGGGUUGAGAAACGUACGGGAUCCCCCGAAAAGCCUUUUUCGGACUUGGGACUUGUAUCUUACCGGAACUAUUGGAAACUGAAGCUCUGUUAUGAGCUGCGGUACCAGAAAGAUGCACUCACCAUCGCCGAUCUGUCACGACGCACCGGGAUGACUACCGACGACAUCAUAUGUGGAUUGGAAGCCCUGAAUGCACUGAUUAGAGAUCCUGUGACGGGUUACUAUGCUCUGCGUCUGGAUCAUGCGCUGUUUGAGGCCCUCAUUGAACGUUGGGAGGCAAAAGGGUACAUCAAGCUAAAUCCUAAGGCGUUGGUCUGGAGUCCAUACAUCAUGGGACGAUCCCAGGCGGAGCACCUUGAUGGCAUGCCAUUGUCGACGAUUGCUCCAAGGGCCGGAGAACAGCCCAAGGACGCCGCAACGGAUGAAAACAAACCAUCAGAAGAUCCGUAUUCCAUGAAUAUCGAUCCUGCCCUUGUGGGGGUCGGCGCUUCUAACGGCAUCCAUACCGUCACGAACGGCGAGUCUGUCCACCAGUCGUCGCCAACGCCAGUGUCUCCGUCUCCCCACCAGUCGUCUCACAGGAAGAGGCACCUGUCGUUUUCCCAGCCGCUCAUCCCAUCCGCUUUCCUUGCCAAGAUCCGCGAGAUCCCUCCUACUCGCUUCGAGAUCGUCCCACUACCUCCGGGCACUCGAGGCCGGCCAGGUGUGCUCAAGGGAACCGGCAGGGGCCGAGGGAGACCUCGUCUUGCCAGUCCCCAUGUCCGUGGAAUGGGGAAGGGCAGCUACGCAGCCACUCCUACGGCUGAACGCAGGGGCAGGGGCAGGCCGCGUCUGAACGAGAAGUCGGCGCCAGAAAACGUCACUCCAGCUCCAGCUCCACCGGCAAUGGCAAACAGCAAGAGGAUUGUUGCCAAAGCUCCGCGGAUGAGGUCGUUGACGGCGGAGGCGACAAGACCGAGGAGUACGUCGACCGAGGUAAAAAUCAGAGGCUUGGGGAAGGGAAGAGAGAAAGGUGUUGCUAGCGUCACCGCGGCGGCAACCAGUACAGUGACCGCAUCACCCUCGUCUUCCGGCUCUUCUUCCAGCUCAUCGUCUUCGGACGGAAACUGAGAAGCGGCAGGGCAACGGAGGAUAUGGGGCAACUACCUACUUAGAUUUAAUGUGCUUCACUAUAGUAGGCUUGCCCAUCUCUCUUUUAAUCAGGUUUCUUUCUUCAUUCAAGUUGUGGGCUCUUUCUUUCUUUCGUUUCUUCUCCCGCUUCUAGGUUUGCAGUUUUUCAGUUGGCCG
Tricharina praecox is the source of this 3156-nucleotide messenger RNA. RefSeq names its product acyl-CoA N-acyltransferase. The record is from RefSeq and is a predicted model, not a curated record. The transcript has 7 exons. Gene Ontology annotation, molecular function: DNA binding; histone acetyltransferase activity. NCBI's taxonomy places the organism in Eukaryota, Fungi, Ascomycota, Pezizomycetes, Pezizales, Pyronemataceae. Gene Ontology annotation, biological process: regulation of DNA-templated transcription. Bases 313 to 2979 code for a protein of 888 amino acids.